Molecule: messenger RNA, 3148 nt
Organism: Oryctolagus cuniculus (rabbit)
Lineage: Eukaryota; Metazoa; Chordata; Mammalia; Lagomorpha; Leporidae
Gene: AAR2
Product: AAR2 splicing factor
Biological process (GO): spliceosomal tri-snRNP complex assembly
Source: RefSeq, a predicted model, not a curated record
GCGCCUGUCUUCUCGGCUCGGAACCGCGGCACGUCCUGCGCUGGUUCCCCCUCGCCGGUGUGGGCCUCGCGAGGCCCUCCUGAGACGCCGCCGCCGGGGCGCCAGGCGCCCGCUGCGUGGCUUCCCCGAACCCAGCCGCUGAUUCGGGCUGCACAGUGAAUCGGCUGUAGUAGGCUGAGCGUCUAGCGAACGCCGGGGUGCAGACAGCCGCGAGCGUCGUGCGGGCGAGGAAGCUCCCCUGGGGAGGCGAACCUGAGCCGAGGGAGGCUUCUGCCUCGCGUUGAGGGUCCGAGAGGCCCGGGUGGCCGGAGCAGAGCGCGCGCAGGGGCCCCGACGGCGCGGGCCUUGUGGGUCAGGGCCAGGAUUGGGGGCUCCCCGGAGCCGGCCGGGAAGCCCCGCGGAGGGUGUUAAGUGUGGCGGCGGCGGUGGCCGUGACGGUCUGCUCAGAGACCCGGCUCUGAGACGGGUUGUUGGGGUGCAAAGUUCCUUCGCCCGGCACCAGCUCUGGGCCAGGCCGUGUGCCAGCCGCUGCUGGGGCUCCAGGAGGCCGCGCGGGGGCAGGGAAGCCGGCUGAGGCGCACUGGUCCUGCGCAUUCGGGCUAGGGGUAGGGAAGGCGAACGUACGAAUUAUUCGGAACAGCGGCUGUCAAGCUUCUUGACUGUGACCCUGCUGUAACAAAUAGAUUCCGUGUCACCACCAAAUAAGUGUCCACCCAGCACCUAAAGCUUUAGAAAACAGUGCUUGUCCUCACUACUCAGGACGUAGCAGUCGGACAUCCUAUCAGUUCUGUUCUUUUCACUUAAGAAAAGGAGUGCCGGUUGAGACCUUCUCAGUUAAUUUCUUAACCCAUUUUGAACUUUGAAAAAAAAAAAAGGCGGAUUUGCAGAGUCCUUUCUAGUAGUGAUAAAAUAGCUCUUAGUGUUCUUGGAAAGGGGCUGGGCUUCCUUUCUGCGCUCUUUGAGUGUUUAAAAUUGAAAGUGUGGACAGAGGGAAACCGGAGGCCGAGUUUUCUGGGGACUUGUGAUGUCUUACUGGGUUGUCUGGCGACACUGGAAGCAGCGGGAGGGCAUUAACUGCUACUUGCUGGGUGUUUCUUCUGGGGCCCAGUGCAGGCGCUCAGGGAGUAGGCGUUGGGUUGAGUAGGUGGGUCUCCUAGGGCUGGGAGACUAGGUAAUUGAUGGGUUUGAAUCAGUUCCACUGCAGCCAUUGGUCGAGGCAGAGGCCGCUUGUGCCUGCGGGGGUUUAGCAGCGUCUGCCCGUCCCCACGGCAGGACAGAGGCAGGUGAAGGAGGUGUAGGUGUUCUAGCGCUUUCUCUUCCCUGUACCGUCCUAGGUCAGCCCUGCCUCCCGAUCCGUCCUGGAGGAAUGCGGGCCCUUCAGGAGGUUGUCUCACUCCUUGGAGUUCGGGUUUUUAAUGAGUGAAAGAAGGGAUCUGGGGUUGAAAAGCUUCCACUCCGUCAGCCUUUUGUGAAUUUUAGGUGCUGACGGGAACUCCGUGUGUCCUUGACUUAAUCCUUCUCAAACCCUCUGGGACUCCGGCGACAGGUUUGAGGCAGGAUUAUAGUUUAAGAUGAUUCAGGAGUAUUUGAGGAUGAACCAUCCAGGCUUUUUCUACCCUCAUCCUCUGUUGUAAGAGAGAUGGGGAGUAGAUCCAAGUGGACAGCAGAAAGGACGCUGGCCUGCAGGGGGUACAUGGUUGCUGACUGGGGUCCUUAAGUGCCCUGGAACAUUCCACUUUUCGUUAGCUGGUGUCUCGCUAGCUGUCAACUGUUCCGGAGCACAAGAGGGAAGGGGUUCCUUUCGGUCACCCGCCGCUGGCCCAAUGGCUGCCAUGCAGAUGGAUCCCGAGUUAGCCAAGUGCCUCUUCUUUGAAGGGGCCACUGUGGUCAUCCUGAACAUGCCCAAGGGGACAGAGUUUGGCAUUGACUACAACUCCUGGGAGGUGGGGCCCAAGUUCCGGGGCGUGAAGAUGAUCCCACCGGGCAUCCACUUCCUACACUACAGCGCUGUGGACAAGGCCAAUCCCAGGGAGGUGGGCCCUCGUAUGGGCUUCUUCCUCAGCCUGCAGCAGCGGGGGCUGACUGUGCUGCGCUGGAACACAGUCCGGGAAGAGGUGGACCUGUGCCCAGCCCCAGAGGCCGAAGUGGAAGCCAUGAGGGCCAAUCUCCAAGAGCUGGACCAGUUCCUGGGACCUUACCCCUAUGCCACACUGAAGAAGUGGAUCUCACUCACCUCCUUCAUCAGUGAGGCCACCGUGGAGAGGCUGCAGCCUGAGAGCCGGCAGAUCUGUGCCUUCUCAGACGUGCUGCCUGUGCUCGCCAUGAAGCACACCAAGGACCGGGUGGGCCAGAAUCUGCCCCAGUGUGGCACAGAGUGUAAAAGCUACCAGGAGGGCCUGGCCCGGCUGCCCGAGAUGAAGCCCAGAGCCGGGACAGAGAUCCGCUUCUCAGAGCUGCCCACGCAGAUGUUCCCGGCAGGGGCCACGCCGGCAGAGAUAACCAGGCACAGCAUGGACCUGAGCUAUGCCCUGGAGAUGGUGCUCGGCAGGCAGUUCCCCGGCAGCCCCCAGGACGUGCUUGGUGAACUCCAGUUUGCCUUUGUGUGCUUCCUGCUGGGGAAUGUGUACGAGGCAUUCGAGCACUGGAAGCGGCUCCUGAACCUCCUGUGCCGGUCAGAGGCAGCCAUGGUGAAGCACCACGCCCUCUACGUCAACCUCAUCUCCAUCCUGUACCACCAGCUCGGCGAGAUCCCUGCCGACUUCUUUGUGGACAUCGUCUCCCAGGACAACUUCCUCACCAGCACCCUGCAGGUUUUCUUUUCCUCUGCCUGUAGCACUGCUGUGGAUGCCACCCUGAGAAAGAAGGCAGAGAAGUUCCAGGCUCACUUGACCAAGAAGUUCCGCUGGGACUUUGCUGCGGAGCCUGAAGACUGUGCUCCGGUGGUGGUGGAGCUCCCUGAGGGCACCAGCACCGGCUGACCAGGGGCGCUGGCGCCGGGCACGCCCGUUCCCGCGUGGCUGCAGCCCUGGCCUCUCCACUCGCCCCUUCCUGUCCUUGGAACAGCCAGGGCAGUGCUCCUGCCGGUCUGCAGAGAUGGAGCCAGUUCCCUCCGUCACCAAUAAAUAAGUUCCUUCCUUGCCAAGGAGUC